GAAGAGGCCUCGUCGGCUCCAGUUGAUGAUGUCGCCGGGGUGCCCCAAGGAGCGAUUGGCCCAGGCGGGCCUCGGAGCGCUGAGGCUGCACCCUCCCCGAGCAAAGGCGGAAGUCGCAGGACGCCGUGGGGCGGAGGCGGGAGAGGCGAGGGUGGCGAUGAGUGGUCUCAGCCGACUCUUCGGGAGGGGGAAGAAAGAGAAGGGGCCAACCCCCGAAGAGGCAAUACAGAAACUGAAGGACACAGAGAAGAUACUGAUCAAGAAACAGGAGUUUCUGGAGCAGAGGAUUCAACAGGAGCUACAGAUGGCCAAGAAGCAUGGGAUCAAGAACAAGAGAGCUGCCCUACAGGCUUUGCGGAGGAAGAAAAGAUUGGAACAACAGCUGGCACAAACCGAUGGAACAUUAUCCACCCUGGAGUUUCAGCGUGAGGCCAUUGAAAAUGCCACCACCAAUGCAGAAGUGGUUCGUACCAUGGAGCUCGCUGCCCAAGGCAUGAAGAAGGCCUACCAGGACAUGGACAUUGACAAGGUGGAUGAACUGAUGGCUGACAUCACAGAACAACAGGAGGUGGCCCAGCAGAUCUCAGAUGCCAUUUCUCAGCCUGUGGGCUUUGGAGAUGUUGUGGAUGAGGAUGAACUGUUGGAGGAGCUAGAGGAACUGGAGCAGGAGGAAUUGGCCCGGGACUUAUUAACUGUGGGUGACAAGGAGGAAGAACCCCCCAUCGAACUGCCCAGUGUACCCUCUAUACAUCUGCCUGCAGGGCCAGCUCCUGAAGCAGAUGAAGAUGAAGAAGCCCUAAAGCAGUUGGCUGAGUGGGUAUCCUGAUGAGUUAUGGGCUUGUUUUCCCGGUGCUGCCUUAUUGGUCCCUUUUCCUUAAGUGCCAAGUGCUAAGCUAAAGGAACAAAGCCUUUUGGGGAGGUCCUGCUGAGGAUGAUAGUGUGACCUUGUGAAAAGGGGUUGUCGCCCUCCCCUCCCUGGCUCAACUGAAAAAAGACCAUGGUGAAAGAGGAGCCCCCAGGCUCCCUUCUCUGUGAUUGCACUUACGGUGCCCUUGUUCACAAUAAAAUUGGGCCAAUGGAA
Neogale vison (American mink) is the source of this 1081-nucleotide messenger RNA. It is a transcript of the gene CHMP4A, whose product is annotated as charged multivesicular body protein 4A. Gene Ontology annotation, biological process: vesicle budding from membrane; late endosome to vacuole transport via multivesicular body sorting pathway. Gene Ontology annotation, cellular component: cytoplasmic side of plasma membrane; multivesicular body; ESCRT III complex. The record is from RefSeq and is a predicted model, not a curated record. Lineage: Eukaryota; Metazoa; Chordata; Mammalia; Carnivora; Mustelidae. The transcript has 6 exons. The coding region runs from base 26 to 826 and encodes 266 amino acids.